This is a messenger RNA of Mugil cephalus (flathead mullet), 3250 nucleotides long. RefSeq names its product tousled-like kinase 1a (gene tlk1a). Gene Ontology annotation, cellular component: nucleus. The record is from RefSeq and is a predicted model, not a curated record. Gene Ontology annotation, molecular function: ATP binding; protein serine/threonine kinase activity. Bases 204 to 2387 code for a protein of 727 amino acids. Gene Ontology annotation, biological process: peptidyl-serine phosphorylation; chromosome segregation; intracellular signal transduction. Lineage: Eukaryota; Metazoa; Chordata; Actinopteri; Mugiliformes; Mugilidae. The transcript is spliced from 22 exons.
GCCAAACUAUAACCGUGUCAGGUCCGGGUUGGUGAGAACAUAAAUUAAAGGUUAAUUGGUCGGUAUGUUGUCACCGCGGUUGUCACUGACGUCGAGGAGCACGCUAUCGCCCUCGCGAUAAGUAUUUUGCACACGAUGCGUGACGUUUCAUCCACUUGAAGACGGAGAGGUGGCCCCCGGAGCCCGGUGUGUGAAGAGGCACCAUGGAGGAGCUGCACAGCCUGGACCCCCGGAGACAGGAGCUGCUCGAGGCGCGUUUUAUGGGCGGGGUCAGCGGCAGCACAGGGGGCAGCACUGGCAGCACGAGCGGGGGAACCAAAGGAUUGACCAAUAAUGAAUGUUCAAAUCACAGUUUUGGAAGUCUGGGAUCCUCAAGCGAUAAGGAGUCUGAGGGGUCAGACGUGAAAAGAGGCAGUUCUCCUGCUUAUUCGACCCCUGAAAAGAAACAGUCUGAAACUACCAGAGGUAGAAAACGGAAACCUGAGAUCCAGUCAGAGAGCAGCCAAGGAAAAUCAAUUGUGCGAGGACCCAAAAUAAGUGAUUAUUUUGAUUUCCAGGGAGGAAAUGGCUCCAGUCCUGUGAGAGGUCUCCCCCAAAUGAUUCGUUCGCCUCAGAACUCACAUUCCCACUCUGCUCAGGGCACUGCUGUUAGACAAAAUAGCUCAUCUCCUACUAGUCUGUCUUUCGGGGACCACAUGACGCAUCCAAAGCAACUAGCAGUCAAGUUUGUUCAGACUGAACUCACGGUGUUGAAGUUGGCUGCCCUUGAAAGCACCAAGAAUCUAGACCUUGAGAAGAAGGAAGGGAGAAUAGACGACUUGCUACGGGCAAACUGUGAUCUCAGGAGACAGAUAGACGAACAACAAAAAUUACUUGAAAAGUACAAGGAACGCUUGAAUAAAUGCAUCACCAUGAGCAAGAAGUUGCUCAUAGAAAAGAGCACCCAGGAGAAGCAGGCCUGCCGGGAGAAGAGCAUGCAGGACAGACUACGUCUAGGUCAUUUCACUACCGUGAGACAUGGAGCCUCCUUCACGGAGCAGUGGACGGAUGGCUACGCUUUCCAAAAUCUUGUCAAACAACAAGAGUGGAUAAACCAACAGAGAGAGGACAUCGAGAGGCAGAGAAAACAACUAGCCAAGAGGAAACCUCCAGCUUCCAACUCCCAAGCACCAACCACAAACUCUGAGCCAAAGCAACGGAAAACCAAGGCAGUGAACGGAGCAGAGAGCGACCCCUUUCUAAAACCCAGCCUACCUCAACUGCUCACCCUAGCAGAGUACCAUGAACAGGAAGAGAUCUUCAAAUUGCGACUUGGACAUCUCAAGAAGGAAGAAGCUGAGAUCCAGGCAGAGCUGGAGCGUCUGGAGAGAGUGCGCAACCUUCACAUUCGAGAGCUGAAGAGAAUAAAUAAUGAAGACAGUUCUCAAUUUAAAGAUCACCCAACGCUGAACGAGCGAUAUCUGCUCCUGCAUCUUCUGGGGAGAGGGGGCUUUAGUGAAGUUUACAAGGCUUUUGAUUUGAUUGAACAACGAUAUGCUGCUGUGAAAAUCCAUCAACUUAACAAGAACUGGAGAGAGGAGAAAAAGGAGAACUAUCACAAGCACGCGUGUCGAGAAUACAGAAUACACAAGGAGCUGGACCAUCCCCGGAUUGUGAAACUAUACGACUACUUCUCACUGGACACAGACACGUUUUGCACCGUUAUGGAGUACUGCGAUGGCAAUGACUUGGAUUUCUACUUGAAGCAGCAUAAGCUAAUGUCUGAGAAGGAGGCUCGCUCCAUAGUCAUGCAGAUUGUGAAUGCACUAAAAUACCUGAAUGAAAUCAAACCACCCAUCAUCCAUUAUGACCUUAAACCAGGUAAUAUCUUGUUGGUGGACGGCACUGCUUGUGGGGAAAUAAAAAUCACUGACUUUGGUCUGUCCAAAAUCAUGGAUGACGACAACUACGGCGUAGACGGGAUGGAUCUGACGUCACAGGGGGCAGGAACCUACUGGUACUUGCCUCCUGAGUGUUUUGUGGUCGGUAAAGAACCUCCAAAGAUCUCCAAUAAGGUGGACGUGUGGUCAGUGGGCGUCAUCUUUUUCCAGUGUCUGUAUGGAAGGAAGCCAUUUGGCCACAAUCAGUCACAACAGGACAUCCUUCAGGAGAACACCAUACUCAAAGCUACCGACGUCCAGUUCCCUGUAAAGCCUGUUUCCAGUAAUGAAGCAAAGGCCUUCAUCAGGCGGUGCCUGGCGUACAGGAAGGAGGACCGGAUCGACGUUCACCAGCUGGGAAGCAACCCCUACCUUCUCCCUCACAUGCGGAGGUCAAGCUCCUCUGGAAAUCUGCAGAUGAGUGCUGCUGGUUCAGGACCAACCUCCUCCAGCAUCAUCUCGUAUUAACAGCCUCGGACUGUGACGGAAAAAUCAAAGAGAGCUCCUCAGAGGCUCGUGCUCCUGAGAGGAGGAACGGUCGGCGACAGAAGGAGCGAGACGCGAGUGCGGGGAGGUCUGUCCUGACCUGUGCCAGGCUUCUACUUGUUUACCGGGGCUUGGUCAACGAAGGGACAGUGAAGGGAUGUUUUUAAAAGGACACGGGCGAAUGGAUCUUUUUGAGGGUCCGACAUAAGCACUGAAAUUGACUACGUACCUUGAAGAAAAUGUGACUGGACUGUUGAGACGUUGCAGACAGAUAAAGCCUUAAAGGGCCGAAGGGAGACUUGGCAGCCUGCCGUUUAGAUUAAAUAACAUGGUCCUGCCAGCGUGCAAAUGAUUCAGCUGCUAGAAGUUAAUUUACUGUGAGGAGGGGGACGGUCAUCGUUAGUUAGAAACACAAAGAUUUCACUAUUGAUUUGGAUAAAUGUUUUCGUUUUCCACAAACGUUAGGCUUUGAGUUACUUAGCCAUGAGAAUGUAAUGUGUAGCAUAAAAGUGACAUCUAGUGUCAUGUAGGUUGGGGCAGCGUACUUAUUUUUAAUGCACAAAGUAACCAAAUGUAGAAAAACGACAAUGUAUAAAAACCCUAUGCAGGAAUAUAAUUAACAGAUAAAUUGGAAGCUGUAUAUGCUGUACAGGUGAAUUUUGAAAUUUUGAGCUGCAGCAGUAAAUGUGUACAAAGUUAAAAAUUCCCAGUGUAAAAAUCAGUUUCCUGGAGUGGUUUAAUUUUGCUGCUUUGUUGCUCUUACUUUUUCAAGGGCUGUAUGUUCCACUUCAGGUACAUAUUGUACAGAUCUGCCAAGAGUGAAUAAUAAAUGCCAGGAAACUUUU